Molecule: messenger RNA, 1101 nt
Organism: Hirsutella rhossiliensis
Lineage: Eukaryota; Fungi; Ascomycota; Sordariomycetes; Hypocreales; Ophiocordycipitaceae
Product: ribosomal protein l4/L1 family domain-containing protein
Exons: 3
Coding region: 1-1101 (366 amino acids)
Biological process (GO): translation
Cellular component (GO): ribosome; cytosolic large ribosomal subunit
Molecular function (GO): RNA binding; structural constituent of ribosome
Source: RefSeq, a predicted model, not a curated record
AUGGCUUCGCGACCUACCGUCUCCAUCAUUGGCAAAGAUGGCGCUCCCACGGGGGCUACCCAUCCCAUUCCCGCCGUCUUCACCAGCCCGAUCCGGCCCGACAUCGUCCAGCAGGUGCACACCGGCAUGGCCAAGAACAAGCGCCAGCCGUAUGCCGUGAGCGAGAAGGCUGGUCACCAGACCUCUGCUGAGUCUUGGGGAACGGGUCGUGCCGUUGCCCGUAUUCCCCGUGUCUCUGGUGGUGGUACCCACCGCGCCGGUCAGGCUGCCUUUGGUAACAUGUGCCGUUCUGGCCGCAUGUUCGCUCCCACCAAGAUCUGGCGCAAGUGGCAUAUCAAGAUCAACCAGGGCCACAAGCGAUACGCUACAUGCUCCGCCGUAGCUGCCUCGGCCGUGCCUCCUCUGCUGAUGGCCCGCGGCCACCAGGUCAUGAGCGUCCCCGAGGUGCCCCUCGUCGUCGACUCGGCGCUGUUCGAGGCCGCCUCUAUGGCUCGCACUGCCGCCUCCCUGGGUCUGCUCAAAGCUGUUGGCGCCGGGGCCGACGUCGACAAGGUCAAGGGCUCCAAGAAGCUCCGCGCUGGCAAGGGCAAGCUCCGUGGCCGCCGCCACCGCCAGCGUCGCGGCCCUCUCGUCGUCUACUCACCCGAGACCGACGGCAAGGAGCUAGUCAAGGGCUUCCGCAAUAUUCCCGGCGUCGAGACCUGCCCCGUCACCGCCCUCAACCUGCUCCAGCUGGCCCCCGGCGGCCACCUUGGCCGCUUCAUCGUCUGGACCUCGGCCGCCUUCAAGGCCCUCGACGAGAUCUACGGCUCCACCACCAAGCCCUCCGCCCACAAGCGCGACUUCCUCCUGCCUUCCAACGUCGUGUCCCAGGCCGACCUGACUCGCCUGAUUAACAGCUCCGAAAUCCAGAGCUCCCUCAACGCCCCCAAGGGUGAGGCUAUCACCCGACGAUCCGCCGUGCAGAAGAAGAACCCCCUGCGCAACAAGCAGGUCAUGCUGCGCCUGAACCCAUACGCCUCUGUGUUCUCCAAGGAGGCCUCCAAUGCCCCCAAGGCCAAGGAGACCCCCAAGGCCAAGCCGGCUCCCAAGAAGAAGUAA